ACCCAACAACAACCCAAUGCAUUUUCCCAAACCAAACGAGUCACUCCUAUCUUCUUCUUCUUCGUCUUCAUCGUCUCCAUCAAAACUACACUGAAUUCCCACUUUCUCCCCAUCAAUGGCGUCAAUUAACUUCAACCCAUUUGGGGAAAACUGGUUCAAGAAACCCCCAAACCCAUUACAACCCAUAAACCUCCACAAUCUUGUAGAAUCUUUAAACCCCUUCAAACCCCACACCCAAUCCAGUUCCCCCUUUGCCGCCAUCUCCAUUUCCAACCCAUUUAAGAAAAAAACCGAACCUGAACCCGAUUCCCGACGCCCCAAACCCGGAACCUACAAGAAAAUGCUCGAACAGUAUUACUGGGAGUGCGAAAACCGACCCGAUUACCGCCACACCCCGGAAGUUGAACGGAUUUUGAACGAAGACCCGAUUUUCGAAAAGAAAGAAAACCCGACCCGAGAAGAGAUUGAAGAAAAUGAGAGGUGGUUGAAGGAGUUUCGGGAGAGUCCGGUUGUGAAGUUUUUGGCCCGAGCUGAGGAGGUUCUUGAUGAGAUUAAUGAAAUGGAGCUUAAGGAGAAUUCGGAACCCUAUAGGUGGGAGGAUAAGAAGUAUUGGAAGUCACUUCCUCAUGUGAUCGGGCCGGAUGGCCGGCCGAUGCCUCGGAAAGCGAUAAAGACUAAGAAGGAAUCGGAUGAUAAGUUUUGGGAUUUUGCUAAGCAGUUUUUUUUCGGGUUGUGGGGAUUCAGGCAACGGCCGUAUCCUCCGGGCCGGCCCAUUGAUGUUGCUCAGGCUGUUGGGUAUAAGAGGCUUGAGAAGAGAUAUUAUGAUUUUAUUAUGAGGUCUGGUGGAUGGUACUACAAAGAUCGGAUAGGAAGAACAAGAGGACCUUGUGAAUUGAUACAACUUAAGACGGCUUGGGGUGCAGGGAUCAUUGAUAAAUAUACUUUUAUUUGGGGUGAUGAUUUGGAUGAGUGGGUCCCAAUUGGCAUGAUUUAUGGUAUGGAGCGUGCGGUCGCUACUUGGGAAGUGAGACUAGGUGCUGCAGCAACCGCUUUCAUUCAUAAAUUACAAAAGGGUAUACCUCCAUGGGUCCCACUAAAAGGGUUCGAGAAAAAAAGCCGUAAGCAGCUUCAAGAUGAAGCUUAUGAAAGCAAGAAACGCGAUUUAGCUGUACUAGAAGCUAACGAUGGAAUUUGGCCCGGUGUUAGAAUUCCGAGUCAUGCUCUGUUUCUUUGGGCCAGUGGGUCCGAGCUCACUUCGAUUUUGGAACAAGAUCACAUGCCUAACAAAUACAUCCCCAAAGAUAUGAGGAAACAGUUGCAAAAAGCUAUUCCAGGGUUGAGGCCAUGGGAGGUUUUAAGUGUAGAACAAGCUAUGGAUCAAAUAACAUAUAACGGUCAAUGGUACCGUGAGCCACUUGGUGCAUAUACAACCGGCCCACCAUACAUCCAGGACUGGAAUGAAGAUGUUGAGGACUUCAUUGACUCGUACCAGCAAUUCACAGAGCUGAUGUGUGAGUUUCUAGAAGAAGCCAUCCCGGGGUUCAGCAAGGUAUUGGAUAAAGUGGAUGCAGAAGCUGAGGAGAAGUUCCGCAGACGACAGGAAAGCGGGAAGAGGAAAAUAGAAGCUAUAAAGCGGGCCCGGCGCCCACAAAGAGUCGAUCCCAACGCCGAUGAGGAGGAUGAUUUAUGAGGUUACAUCUUUUUGAAAAAAACUGUUAUGGAUAGUUUGCAUCACAUAAAUUGUACUUGGGUUCAGUUUUUGUUGUAUGAUUUAGAUUUUGGUUUGUCCUUUAAUUUGGUUAUGUAGUCAUUUUUAUUGAAGAUA
Messenger RNA from Helianthus annuus (common sunflower), 1825 nucleotides. Its product is annotated as protein TIC 56, chloroplastic. The record is from RefSeq and is a predicted model, not a curated record. Bases 116 to 1690 code for a protein of 524 amino acids. The transcript is spliced from 6 exons. Lineage: Eukaryota; Viridiplantae; Streptophyta; Magnoliopsida; Asterales; Asteraceae.